CAGUGCCAGUGAUUCACAUUUUCAGGCCUAUCUUCUUGAGGGCUUGAUGCGCUGGAAUGAUGACAGGAUGGAAGAUGCCAUAAAAGGAGCGUCCUCCAUCCGGACAUAUGGCAGUGCCAUGAAAGAGGCUGUGGACAAGCUUUCCCGAACUGUCUUCGGAAAGCCCUGGGAUGAGCGCUAUCGCCCUCCUGGAGCAUAUACAGGUGAAUUGCUAGGAAUGGAGUACCUUUACAGCCAGACUGGCAAAACACUUACUCCAGUGCUCCAGAACCCAGAGGAGGAAGACAGGCUGGUGGAGGAAGUUGAUGAUCAGGACCUGCAAGAUGAGGGGUUUGAGGAAGAGAUCAUGGAGGACAUCACAGUUCCAGUGCUGUAUGAGGAUGACCCUUGCCGUGAUCUUGAAAACAGCCCCUCAUCUUUGCCUCUGCAUCAGUCCCCAGCAUCGAUGGCUGAUGUGUCACUGGCUGAGCCGUCCACAUCAUCAUCUCCUGGUGGAGAACAACAGCAUCUUGCCCCUGCCCCUUCAGUACUGUCACAGUCAUCUGACACUGGAAGCAGUAUUUCCGACGAGGCUCAGGGAGCAGUCAUUGGACCCGAUGGCAUCGCUGGGUGGGACAAGGUCCAGGAUUUGGCUGGUUACCUGGUGGGUCUUCGUGAGGCUCCUUACCUUACUGACCAGCAGGUGACAGAGGCCAUCCAGCUGUGGACAGCUCUCCUAGAUUUCGAUAAGCAGCGGAUCAACUAUCAGCCUCGACAUCAGCCUCAGCUGACACAGGGGCGCUAUAAGGCACCGAAGCGGUCUGGAGUCACACCAGGUGUGGAGAGUGUGAAACGGUGUCUGAUUGGACAUCCUGGGGGUCCAGCGCAGUGGCCCGACGCCAACCGAUUGGUUAAUACCAUUUGUAUGAAGUUGUGUGCUUUACACAAGUCGCCAACCAAGAAAGAUGGAGUUUGCACCCCCAGGUGGUCUAAAGUUCUUUCAGAUUACCACCACAUCCGAGAGUUGGUGCUUAACAAUCCCACUCUGAUGGAUGAAACAACGAUCCAGCUGUUUGAGAUAAACCAUAGGACACUCACUCAGUGGUUUCGUAAGUGGAAGAAUAGACAGGAAAUGGGCGUCCUCUGUCAGGGUCUGACUCCAUCUAACCCAAUUGCUGUGGCUGAUACGCACCUGCCUCCACCGAGGGAAAAAUUGAAUGAAGUGCCAUCGACAUCAGGCCCAAAACAUCAAUUUUUCCUUCCACCAAAUCGUGAAGGACAGGCUCCUCUUCUGCGACCAGGUCGAAAGCCAGCUGCUGCCACCAGGGAGUUUCCCAUUGCAUCCGCCCCCACAGCAUCAGGAGUUGUGCAGCCCAUCGCACCUGCCCCCACAGCAUCAGGAGUUAUGCAGCACAUUUUGGCCCCCAUCGCACCCGCCCCCACAGCAUCAGGAGUUGUGCAGCCCAUUUUAGCCCCCAUCGCACCUGCUCCCACAGCAUCAGGAGUUAUGCAGCACAUUUUAGCACCGGGGUUGUCGUUUGGCACGGUAGUCUUUAAUCCAGACAUGACUGUGUCAGUUGUGAUUCCACCUUCUGGUGCUUCGACAUCCAGUGCAGUCCCAGCUCCGCCUGCUCCGGCGUCUGCUGCUCCUGUGUCCCGUUACACGCAAAGGAACAGGCGCCGACGGGCUAUGGAGAAUGAAAGUGGUGUCCAGAAGAGGAAGUAUGUGCGAGGGGUUACUUUUAACACGUGCAGCAAAUGUGGGCAGCCCAAAACGAAAGAGUUUGGCCAUAGCCGAUAUGGUAAUGCCACAUUUUGCUUGCGUGCCUCAAAUGGCAAAUCUUUAGAGGAAUGGUUGGCAGAGCAGCGCCAGCAAGAAACAUGUCAAACUCCACCACCUCAAUAAAUAACAUCUUUCCUGUAUAUAUUGUACAUAUGUGUGCGUGUGUGUGCUGUGAUCAUUUCAAUAUUUGUGUGUAUUUAUUUUAAUAAAACAUUUUACAUCUGAA
Messenger RNA from Misgurnus anguillicaudatus (oriental weatherfish), 1988 nucleotides. The record is from RefSeq and is a predicted model, not a curated record. Lineage: Eukaryota; Metazoa; Chordata; Actinopteri; Cypriniformes; Cobitidae.